Molecule: messenger RNA, 2797 nt
Organism: Diversispora eburnea
Lineage: Eukaryota; Fungi; Glomeromycota; Glomeromycetes; Diversisporales; Diversisporaceae
Source: the annotation of a GenBank genome assembly
AUGUCUUCGGUGUCUGGUUUUAGAAGUUUUACACAUAAUGAAACGAAUCCAUUCGAAACAAGUCCUCGGAUAUGGCAAUACGGGACCUACUUCGAUGGGACAGUGGUUCUUCGAAUUAUUAAUAGGGAUCCUAAUAAAAAUUCUUCUACUACUGAACUGUGGAUAAGACCAGUGUUAUCUUUACGCAUUAUUUAUCCCAAUGGAACGGUUAGUGAAAUAGACAUAGAACUAGAAAUUCCAGAAUUUAACUGGCACCCUUUAAUUGAUGAUUAUAUCCAAGAUACUAUAAAUAUAUAUGCGCUUCAUAAAGGCUACUUACUUGUUACAUACUUCAAUACUUCAAACCCAGACGAUAUUAAUACUUAUGAAGAAUGGGGACGAAUUAUUGAUUGGAAUGGCAAUUUAUAUGAUAAAGUAAAUUUCUCGAAGGCUUACAUCGAAAAUGGUAUAUGGUACCCGAUGGCAACGGGAAUUGUGACUAAUGUUGAUCCAGAAAAAGGUUUUUUAAGGAUAUUUGGGAUGAAUGCAACUUAUAACGAGUGGCAACAAUACACGAUUGGUAACACAUUCAAUCUUAACAAGUUAUCAGAAGGAAAUAUUGUACUUCCCCAAAAUGGAAAUUAUGCUUUAAUUAGUAUAGUGGCUACGGUUGACGAAGGUUAUAGCCUAAUUAUUGGAAAUUCCACCAACUCCACUGAUUCCAAUAACAACAAUCCGUUAGAAAUUCGUACCGCGGUAUAUGCUUUAACAAAAGGAUAUCAUGAUAAGCAAUUUAGUGCGCCAAAAAUGAUUUAUCAAUUACCCUUAGAUAAUGUUACAAUAACUGGUAUAUUCACUGGUACUUCAAGUACUGGAAUUGGACAAAUUUGUGCACUCAUUGUCACACAGAACUUCGCUAAUUUUUCCAGAAAUUAUUAUGUGAAACUUGAUUUCUUGUCAUCUGGCUCUAUAACGGAAAUCGUCCCAUUAAGCAUAAGCGUACCCGAAUUACCAUCAAAUUCUACUUCAGGAUGGUUACUAAAUAUUAUUCCUCAUGGUGGUUAUUUAUUCUUUGGUUAUUUUCUGGAUGCAAACAAUCAGACCAAUAAUAUUUGUGCAUAUUAUUUUAACGAAGUCGCAAAUAAUUUUACUAUAUGGGAUUAUGGUGAAUCAGUAGUUUUAAAUAGACGAGGUGCUUUUAUAAUUUUGCCUAAUAAUACUAUUUUAAUAUCACAAAUAGAAGGUCUUAAUGCGUGGAGUUUUAAUACUACUGAUAUUCCUAAAUUCACAGAUUUUGACCAUGGUUAUUCAAAUUUUCAAGUAAAUUAUACAAGUCCCUCAAUAAAUGCCAAUAUUUUAACUUCAACGAAAAAUAUCAUGAUCACAUAUUAUGAGCCAGUGGAACUUUCUUAUGGAAAUAUUUCGAUCUAUCAAAUUGAUAAUAGUGGCAACCACAUUAUUCGACAAUUUUUUAAGGGUAUUAAUAGUUUUUGUUCCAUCUCUGAUGACGGAUUAACUGUAACUGUAAAAGUUAUCAAAAGUACCUUUAGUAAUCCUAAUAGCCAAUUUUAUGUUAAGGUUGAUAUUAAUUUUGUAAGAAACAAAGCAUACAAGGAAUCCUUGAUGGGCAUAUAUGAAAAUAUUUGGAAAUUCAAUACAAGUUCAAGUGAAGAAACCUUUGCAGAAACAGUAUCUGGAGCGCUGCGUUUAACUAAAGAAGGCACCGAAUACUUCGAAAAUCUUAAUACAGCAGGAAAAUAUCAAUUCUUUACAGAUUUAAGUCUCGAAUUAUCUGAAAUUAUUCCUGUCAACAACAUUAAACGACUAAGUUUAAAUGGGAAAUUUCAAGUUGAUACCACUGUUAGUCCUAGUCGACAAAUAUUGAUUUCACUUAGAAUUGAAUCAUCCAAAGAAGAAAGAAGUGUUGCAUCUAUUGUAGAUGAUUUAAAUGUUAUGAUUACAUAUAAAAACAUGACUUCCAUUGGUUUGGAAUCUACCACAAAGUAUUUAGAUGAAAAUUUUGGAUUUAAACCUAAUCAAAAAGUAUGGGACCAAUAUAAGUGGAGGUUUUUGGGUGUUAUAUUAGUACUUGCAAUUUUAGUAACAUUUUUUUUAAUAGCACAGAAAAUAGAAAGCAAGGGCCGUAAUAUUGCUGUUUUACAACUUGGAUUAAUUAUUUUUGAUUUUGUAAUGGAUGUCCUUUUCGUCAGUAAGAAUGGUAAAAUUAUUGAAGUAUUAUAUAUUCCAAGUGUUGUAUUCUUGAUUGUUCCAAUUGGUAUCAACACUGUUUGGGCAUUUUAUAUUAUCAGUGAUGAAAACAAAUCUAAAACUUUCUUGGAUUGGUUCACUCGACAUGAAAAGGUGGCAUCAGUAUUUACAGUUUUAUCAAGUGCUGACAUCGAAACGUUAAGUAUUCUCCAUUCAAAUAUGGCAGGAUUAAAAUUUUUCCAAGCACCAAUUUCAAUUAAAGGGAAAAAUAGAAUAUUUUGGGUUUCUUUUUUAACCAUUUUUGUUGAAGAUAUACCGCAAUUGAUCAUUCAGAUAAUAUACUAUCAUAGAAUAGUCACAUAUGAUAUAAUUCCUCUUCUUGCACUCGUCUCUUCAUGUCUUAGUUUGUUAAUAAAUAUUAUUGGUAGAUUAUUUCAAGCAAUAAACAGUUGUCAACCUCAAACUUUAGAAUGUGACAGUCCACAGAAUCAAGAUGGUUUUGACAGUUUUCAACAACUUCAGACAUCAGCUACUGAAAGAAGUUUCACUUUGGACAAAUCGUUAUCGAAUUCAAUUGAUGUUAAUGAAGAAGAAAAAGACAGUGAAAAAA